Didymodactylos carnosus is the source of this 1022-nucleotide messenger RNA. The record is from the annotation of a GenBank genome assembly. Lineage: Eukaryota; Metazoa; Rotifera; Eurotatoria; Philodinida; Philodinidae.
AAAGUACUCGAAAAAACUUUUUCUCUUAUUUGCUUGUUGCCCCAAGAUUUUAGUUUCAGAUAACGAAAACCGCAGGUCUCCAACAUCUUCCAGUGCAAAGUUAUUAGACAUACAAUGGCUGGCCUUCUUUUUUGAAAUGAAUAGUAGUCAGUGUCUUCAUUAAAAUUUAUAAAUACUCGAAAUAAGUAGACAUGGUUAAAAUUCAUGUCUUUCUAUUAUCUCGUCAUUUGUUUGUACGAAUUUUAUUAUACCUUUUGAUAGUGCACGAAGAAAAAUUUUAUUUAUUUUUGUAUUCGACAAUAAAUAUUUGACUAAAACUGAUGUAUAUCUUUUUAUUUUUUAGUGCUGUUUCAACAAAAAAUAUUUAUAUAUGUGAUGAUGGUCGCGUACUGUUAGAUAAUUUUUCUCAUUGUAUUUCAUUAAUAUCUGAUGGUAAAUUACGACGUCAAAUUUAUGAUUUUGAUGAUGAUUUGAAAGAUGAAAUAUUAUACUUGGCGCCUGAAAUUAUAUUUCAAAGUGCUGAUGGAUACAAUAUGAAAAGUGAUAUUUAUAGUUUGGGUAUUACAGCGUGUGAAUUGGCUAAUGGUACACAUAGUUAUGCUAAUUUAGAUUAUACUAAUAUAUUGUUAAUCAAAGUUCAAGGUGUUCAACCCUAUUUAUUAGAUCAAACACAACUUUCUACUGAAAUACUUGAACAACCAGAUAAACAUAAUGAACCAUUUAUAAAUGAAAUAAAAAAGCGACGUUAUUCAAAAGAUUUUCAUUCAUUUGUGUCAUGUUGUGUGGCUACACAUUUGAAUUAUAGAUGUUCUGUGGAUGAAUUACAAACUCAUUCGUUUAUGAAACAGGCGAAAAAAAUGUCGAAUGAUCUACAUCAUUUUGUAGAUGAAAUAACUAAAAUAACAGGCUCUCAAUUAGAACAACAACGAUCACAAAACAAUGAUAAUAUACAAUUAAUUGGUGACAUUUUUGGCAAUAUGGAUCAUUCAAAUAAAGAACAUACACCUACGUGGGAAUUUUAG